CGAAGAAGAAGAGAAGCCGCUGCAGCUGAAGAUGAUGAAGAGUAAAGCCGAUGAGGAAGACUACUGGAACAGCUCCAAGUUUAAAGCGUUCACCUUUGACGAUGAAGACGACGAGUACAGCAGGUUAAAAGAGUCGAAGCAGGCAGUGAACAGCAUUCGCAGACUUGUGGAGGAAGACGACGAUGAAGAUGAUGUGGAGAGGGUCAGCUGGAGCGGAGAACCCGUCGGGAGUAUUUCCUGGUCAGUCAGAGAGACAGCAGCGUCCAAUCAGAGGACAGACAGAGAACCCGCCUUCCCCAAAAUCAACACUGACACCCCGACCAUCAGCAAGAGUCAUUCAGGAUACUCCCUGAGCUCUCUGUUUAAAGCAGGAAAAACUAGAGGAGGAAACUUCCAGACCUUCACUGACCCGCUCAGCGACACGUCUGUCAGGCUUUACGCUCCAGAGCUCCGAAAACCCAAAUCUGAAUACAAGGAUUUCGUCAGUGACUGGUCGCCUGAGGAGACGGUUCACAGAAUGCAGCAGGGAAAGGCUGUUUCUCUGGAGAAGUUUCGGUCUCUGCAGGACAAACUUUUGCUGCUGGAUUUCGGCGUCAGCGCUCAUGAUGGAAAUGUCAUCACUGCUGUGUUGAUUUAUUUGAAGAGGACUCUGAGUAAAGAGGUUUUGUUUCGGGAGCUGGAGUCCAGACAGACGGCUCUGAGACAUUUCAUCCACUACCUGACUGAAACCAGAGACCAGAGGCUGCUGCUGGAGCUGCUCAGAGCUCUGGGCAGGACGGAGGACGUGGCGCUGCUGCAGUAUAAAGAACACCUGAGCAUCGCAGAUGAAAACAAGAGGAGGGACUUCCUGAAGAGCUGCCUCAGCCUUCCAUUUUCUCCAGAGGACUCAGCUCAUGUUCAGGACCACUACACUCUUAUGGAGAGACAGAUCAUUAUCGAGGCAACAGACCGGCAGGCUGAGCGUGGCGGGAAGGUGGAAGUCUUCCAGAAGUUUCCCAGAAGAGCUUCGAUCCUCAACAUGCCGCUCAUCACCACACUGUACUACUGCUGCUUUUACCACUACACUGAAUCUGAGGGAACUUACAGCAGUCCACUGAACAUCCGUCACACCUUCAGGAUUUCAGAGAAGCAGUACUUUGUGACAGCAUUAGCAGCGAGGGCAAAGCUAAAGGCGUGGUUGGACCUGGACGCUCUGUUCACCAGCAGGAACUGGCUCGGCUUCACCAGGAAGAAGUCACCACUCAGCUUCCAUCGAGUCGUCGACAUCCUGCAGAAAAACUCCGCCCCCACUCAGGUGCUGCAGGAGUACGUUGGGCUGAUCGAUGAUGCCGACCUCAGGAUCAGUCUGGCUCAGAAACAUAAAUGUCAUGACAUCGUCAUCAACACGUACCGGGACCUGAAGGACCGGCAGCUGUUGCUAGGAUACCGGGGGAAGGUGGAGAGAGGAUCAGCAGAGGAGAGGAAGAUCAACGAACUCCUGGACAACCCGCAAAUCCGCUGGAAGAACUGACGCUGCAGGACGAAGCCUCAAUGACAGACUUUUAUUGUGAAAAACUGUGACAACUUCCUGCAUUAAGAGCCGGUGAAGGUCGUCCAUCACCGUGACAACAGGAAUGUCCAAUCAGCUUGCAUCUGCUUCACCAGAGAGAAGAACUGCUUUAACUCCGCCCCCUCAGCAGAGCGGGUGGAGCUUAUUCGUCUGUUGAGUCAUCGUCGAAUCGUCGGCGUCGGCGUCGUCAUGGAAACAUUCCUUAAACAAAACAAACUUUUAUAAAA
Molecule: messenger RNA, 1776 nt
Organism: Seriola dumerili (greater amberjack)
Lineage: Eukaryota; Metazoa; Chordata; Actinopteri; Carangiformes; Carangidae
Gene: vipas39
Product: VPS33B interacting protein, apical-basolateral polarity regulator, spe-39 homolog
Exons: 19
Coding region: 32-1510 (492 amino acids)
Biological process (GO): intracellular protein transport; vacuolar transport
Cellular component (GO): cytoplasm
Source: RefSeq, a predicted model, not a curated record